Messenger RNA from Myzus persicae (green peach aphid), 1317 nucleotides. Its product is annotated as arp2/3 complex-activating protein rickA-like. The transcript has 6 exons. NCBI's taxonomy places the organism in Eukaryota, Metazoa, Arthropoda, Insecta, Hemiptera, Aphididae. The record is from RefSeq and is a predicted model, not a curated record. The coding region runs from base 1 to 1317 and encodes 438 amino acids.
AUGGUUAUCAUUAAGGUAAAUGAUAGUUCCCCGCUCACGUGGCCUCUGGGUAGAAUCAUUGAGUUCUAUCCAGGUCCAGAUCAGGUGGUCCGAGUAGCUAAGGUUCUCACUAAGCAGGGGGUGCUCACCCGACCUGUAGUCAAUUCUGACUUUAUAAGCAUUUGCAUUGCGAAUAUUAUGACUUAUGAGUUUAAUUGUUUAGUCAAAGGAGUCUUACGUGUUAGUUUUGUCGGGAUGUUAGCAUUUUUAAACAUGAGACAUCUGAUUGAAUCGUUUCACGACGCACGGAAGAACAUGCCAAAGAAAUUGGUAAAAUGUCUUAAUAAUAAUAAUAUAGGGUCGAAAGAUGCAUCUAUUCGAUGUAGGUCGUUGGUAAGUGUGAGUGAGAAAUCUAUCAACGCAAGUGUUCUAGUCAAUUUAGACCCGGCAGCUGUAUCCGGUAGUAUUGACAUUGAACAGUUUCAAAAAGUGAUAAAAAUAAAUCUGCAAUUGGAAAAUAGAUUGACCGAGUUGGAAGAAAUGAUUCGACGCGGUGAUGAAAAACAAAAGAUUCAAGAUCUAAAAAGUGAAUUGCCCCUAUCUACAGUGCAAGAUUUAAACAACAAGGUAGACACCAAAUUGUCAAAUUACCAACAAUCGUUGAUGGAAAAAAUUGACAGUGAAUUCAUGACCAUCGGUUGUGAUGUUAAAAGUAUUAAACACUGUUAUGGAAUAUUGAAUACCAGUUUCCACGAGAUGGAAAAUAAAUUGAUUUCAAUCGGUAUGAACUAUUCACAUCGUUCGUUGGAGUGGACUAGACCACAAUCCUUCGGGUCCACUGGAAUGUUUCCUCCCGAUAACCGCUGUUACGGCGAACCAGCUGCAGCUCCAUCUUAUUAUGAUAUGGCACCAAUGGCAAAACCCGGGCCGAGUGGAGCAGUUUUGCCUCCAUCGCCACCUGCACCCCCGGCGCCAAGUGCAUUUGUGCCUCCGCCGCCACCUGCACCCCCGUCGACUAGUGUAUUUUGUCAACCACUGCCACCCGCACCCCCGGCACCGUUAUCUCAGAAUACUCCGAAAAAAUCGGAUUCACACAAAUCAAGCUCUUCCUCGACAGCGAAAGUUGAGAAAGUGUAUGGGAGGAUCCCAAUUACCACUGAGAUUCUAAAGUCUGUUGUUCUCAAGCCACCUGGCGAGAGGAAGAGAUUAAGCAAAUCCCCGACAGCGAAAGUUGAGAAAGUGUCUGGGAGGAUCCCAAUAACCGCUGAGAUGUUAAAGUCUGUUGUUCUCAAGUCACCUGGCGAGAGGAAGGGAGUAAGAAAAUCCGUGACGAUAUAA